Molecule: messenger RNA, 4464 nt
Organism: Ctenopharyngodon idella (grass carp)
Lineage: Eukaryota; Metazoa; Chordata; Actinopteri; Cypriniformes; Xenocyprididae
Gene: arhgef25a
Product: Rho guanine nucleotide exchange factor (GEF) 25a
Exons: 17
Coding region: 438-2450 (670 amino acids)
Biological process (GO): axon guidance
Cellular component (GO): plasma membrane; cytoplasm
Molecular function (GO): guanyl-nucleotide exchange factor activity
Source: RefSeq, a predicted model, not a curated record
GGAGCUUGCAAAAACAAGAUACUUUGUCAAAAGAAAAGGAAAGGAGAAAGAACAGAAAGCUAUCUUUACUAUUUACUGUGGUGUGGUUAACAUUAUCUCAGGAACAAACCCGGUUUUAGGGGGAGGGGAAGAGAGGCCUGACUGAGACCCACAGCAAGACCUUCCCACCUGUGUGAAGGACAGGAGCCAGUGAAGACGCUUGAGUCUGGACAACGCCACUCUCUUGUCUGCUGAAGUCCACUUUAAAUGAGACAAGAACAGACCAUCCUCCUUCAUAAUUCAUUAUUUAUGCACAAGAGCGAUCCAGAGGAUCGUACAAAAUUGGAGCUGGGCUGCGAAUCAAAGCUCUGGCACGACAAACCAUAAGAAAGAGAGGGAUUUUGAAGGAGGGAGGGAAUAUCGACAAGGAGAGUCACAUCGACAGAGGCUGCUGAAAUAUGAAGGCUCUUCCAAAGAACCAGGGACGAACCGAUCAGAUUUUGGGCGCUAUGGCGGAUAUGCUGACAUCUCUGGCGAUACCCAAUCAGAAGUGGAACUCAGAGGGUAUUGAGCACCUGAAUGUGAAACCGGACCAGAAGACGGGACAACAACUCCCUUGGGACACAGAGCAACUGAACUGGGAUGAAAUGUCCCGGGACAGCCUGGAAAGAGUCCGAAGAAGAGACAGAGCAAACUCAUACUCAGCCGCUGGCAGUGAGGGCAGUAUCUCCACCUCGGUGGCCUCUCUGCCGCCCCAGGCUUCGGGUAGUUCGGCCCCAAACUCCCCUGGCUCCCGUCGCUCUGUCAGCACCCUGAAGAAGUGGCUGACCAAUCCGGUGCGUAAGCUGAGCGCCGGGGCGACCGGAACGGCCAAAGGGGAGCGGCAGGUCCGCAAACUGGAGGGCAAACCCCCGCCUCCACCCACCAGGAGCAGCCAAGACCUGGGCACCCCGCAAACAACAGAGGAGCAGUUCACCAUCCUGCCAGUCAUUGACAAAGAGCUGGAGUGGAGAGAUGGCCUGCCCGCUCUCGGCGACUGCGAUCCUGGUAUCCUGCAGUCCUACAGCUUCCAAUCAGACUCUCCACAGGGAUCCACCACACUAGGACAUACACAGAUCACCCCGUGCACCAGCCUACAGGCUGACGACAAUGGCUCUGUGUUGACGGAUGACAACUCCAGCCAAUCAUCAGCCACCAUAGACAGCGAAGAGGAUCGGAAGAGUGCCUUAGAAAAAAGCAUGUAUGUUCUGAAAGAACUGAUAGAGACAGAAAAGCUGUAUGUAGCCGAUCUAGGACUUAUUGUGGAGGGCUACAUGGCCACUAUGAGUACUAAAGGAAUUCCAGAAGACAUGAAGGGAAAAGACAAAAUAGUGUUUGGGAAUAUUCAUCAGAUCUACGACUGGCAUAAAGAUUAUUUCCUGGGUGAGCUGGAGAAAUGUGUGGCCGAGCCUGAACGACUGGCCCAACUUUUUAUCAAACAUGAAAGACGGCUUCACAUGUAUGUGGUAUAUUGCCAGAACAAACCUAAGUCUGAGCACAUCGUGUCAGAAUACAUCGAGACCUACUUUGAGGAACUGAAACAGCAGCUGGGUCACAGGCUGCAGCUGAAUGACCUGCUCAUCAAACCCGUGCAGAGGAUCAUGAAGUACCAGCUGCUACUGAAGGAUUUCCUCAAGUACUACACAAAGGCUGGGAUGGACACUGAAGAGCUGGAGAAAGCAGUGGAGGUGAUGUGUUUUGUUCCGAAGCGCUGCAAUGACAUGAUGAACGUGGGUCGGCUGCAAGGCUUUGAGGGGAAGAUCACGGCACAAGGAAAACUUCUCCAGCAAGACACGUUCACAGUCACAGAACAGGACAGCAGCUUCCUUUCCCGCGCUAAGGAGAGGCGGGUCUUCCUAUUUGAACAGCUUGUUAUCUUCAGUGAGCCAAUAGACAGGAAAAAAGGAUUUUCUCUACCUGGAUAUAUUUUUAAAAACAGUAUUAAGAUAAGUUGUCUGGGCGUGGAGGCGUGUGUAGAUGGUGACCCUAAUCGCUUUGCCCUGACGUCUCGGGGGGCUGAUGGCAGCACGGUGCGAUUUGUCUUGCACUCCCCAUCGCUGGACAUCUGCAAGGCUUGGGUCAGUGAUGUGAGCCAAAUACUGGAGACCCAACGCAAUUUCCUCAAUGCCCUGCAGUCGCCCAUUGAGUACCAGAGAAGGGAGAGCAAGAGCAACAGCUUGGGUCGUAGCAUGAAGCCUCCUCUGUCAGCAGUGGUUGGUCUGAGGCCUCACUCCUCGGCAUCUAUCGACCGACACAAACUGCCCUGCCUGCGCUCCUGUAACACAUCAUUGCCCUCCCUCUACCUGCCCAGCCAGGUCCCCACUGAUGACCACUCACAGUCAGAGUCAACACAAAUCCAGCGCUGUCCGGUGGACUCCAGACUGAAUUCCCAGACGGUGUCUCCAACUCAUGUGCAGCUGGCCCUUCUCUGAAGACCCAUCACUCUCCCAGGCACCUCUAAAUUGCCAAGCGGUCUCCAACGGACUGUGUUCCUCUAGCACGCAAGGCCCACAGAGUUCAGGAGAGGGUGGACGCAGAGUUUCACUGAGAGAGGGACGCAUGGCUGCUCCUAGUCCCUCCUCCACUCUUCAGCGCUCCAGUAAUUUGGCCCAACUUGAUGAGGACGACCUGUGAAUGGAAAUGACCCUGAAUCUGAUGUUUGCACCAGAGCAUGCCACAGUCUGGACUUUAUUCACGUCUGUUAUCUUGUGGUAUUCUUCCUAAACCUGUGACGCGAAUUACCUAGUGACUUUUUAAAUUGUUUUAGAUCAUUUUUUUUUUUUGUCUUUUUACUUUUACUAAGUUGUGUUUUAUUCAAAGGAGAAUCAACCAUUCCUAUAUUGGGAGGUCACUGGAGCAGGAACCAGAGUAAACCUUUAUAUGAGGAUGCGUUUAGGCAAGCGUGUAUGUCUGUAUGUAUGUUUUUGAAUGUGUGUGUUUGUGUGCUAAAUUCUGAUGGCUUCAUCCUCGCAAACAUGCUGAACAUUUUCCAUCAGAUGUGUUUUGCAUAGAAUAUACUGUAUUAUUAUGAACAUAAGAGAGUCCUUAUGGGGCUCACGCUGGAUUUUAAAGGUUUCGCACUAUCGGUGCCUCUUUACAGAAGCCGUCUUUCUAUCUCCCAUCUAUAUUGUGGGCUGCGUAAACUCUUAUGAAGGAGCUAAGGGGAAACAGACUCUAAAUGCAGCUAAUUUGUAUAUACCGUAUGUAGCGGAAUGAUCUGUGCAUGGAGACACGGACGCUUGACUUUCUCUUCGCUGAUUGGGUGUUUGAAUUCUCUAAGAUCAGUCAAGGUGUACAUAAGAAAUCACACACAACGAGCAUCUGCCUUGUUGAACAGGAGGACUCGCUCAAGGGAAGGAUUGAAAAAUGGACAGCAGUCGUCAUGCAAGAAGAAGAUGCCGUAUAAAAGUAGUUUAUUUGUGGUUUAAUAACCCUUUUUAGCUUCUGCCGCCCACUCCUCAUUUGAUGCACACUGCCUGGAUUACUCUGCAGGGCUCUUGAUACAAAAUGAGAUUUGCAAAUGAUAUUAGAUUAUAACAUUUAACAUUAUUAUUGUUAUUAUUAUUAAUAACUUAAUGAAGGCCAAAGGUGAAAUGUUAUUAUAUCAUUAUGUGCCAAAAGCAGGUGCCAGUACCCUUUACAAAAAAUGAAUGAAAUAUCAAGCCUAAAAUGUAAUUCAGUUCAGUUUAUCUAAAACACAUGCUUAUUUUUUUGGGAAAAUGUUCUCUCAUAAAAGCUGAGGAAAAAGCUAAAGAUGUCAUUUUUUUUUUUCUUCCAAAGUUUAAAACAAAUGUAUUGGUUAUUGUGUUUUGUUUUUCUUUUUAAAAAGUAUUUGUUAAUGACAAACCAAAUCAUUAGUUAGAAAGUUGUCUGAAACAUACAGUUUGUCAUAAAAUAAUGCCUCGCCAAAGAAGGGAUGGUAUGUGUUUGGUAUUUGAUGUUGAAGCAUGAUCAAAAAGCACUUUCACUCCGUUUAGCUCAUUGCACAUUCUUUCCAUGAGAGGGUGCCAGAGGACUUUAGCGCUGUAUACACAACCAACCAGUAUUUUUAUUUUUUUUCCACAGAUCAAUUUAAAACUUCAAAUUCAAAACUCUGCACCAAAGCUCAUAUGCUUUACUGUUGGCAUGUUUCAGAUGCAUUCGCUUAAAUAUCCUUAAAAUGAUUGUAACAACCUUCUCUUGCCUUGACGUAAUAUUCAAAUCAGCAGAAAUCAAAUAAUUUGAUAUAGCCCUGUAUAAACUGAAAGCUUUCCUGUACUGCCUUUCCACAAACGUGGGUUUGAAUCUUACAUUGUUGCAUGCUAUUUUGAAGAACACCUCUAAAUGAUGAAGGAAAUGGUGUAGAGAAAGAAUUGGACAUGAUCUAUGUCUAUGUGACAAAAACAUUGUAUUAUAUCAAAUUAAACUGGUUCCUUUUGGAACACAAGGGUGUUUUAGAACACACAA